AUUUUGGAUGUCAUGGUGUGUCACGGGAUGUCACGUUAAACUUCUGAAAAUUAUAGUUUUAUUGGAGAAAGCAAAAUUUUCGAAAAUCAAAUCGAUAUAAGCAUCUAUCUGGGCCAUGGAUAAACCAGCACGUUACAAAGGCAAAAACAAAAAACCUGCCGUCAAACCAAAAACUGCAAAGAAACGCAAAAGCGAAGGUCCAACUUGUUCAAUGUUCCUGGCAGAACUCACAAGGAAAUUAGCGAUGAAAAAGAAACAAGAAGAAGAGUCUCCCAAAAAUAUUGUUCAGACCAUCAUAGAAAGCAUCACAAAUGCAUUACCAAUAAAAUUUUCGAAAAGAACACCGCCAAAGAAAGAUUCCCCGAUGAAAAUCGAAACGCUUCAAUCAUUCGCUCCCGAACUCAUAUCGAAGGAUACCGUGGCCUUACCACCUUUAACAGGGAUACUUAUUGAUGAUGAACCUAUUGAAGAAAUGGAUAUAGCAUCGCACAAAUCAGCAUUCAAGAUGCCUAAAAUGCCUUUGGUUAAUAGCGAAGUGCUAAAGAUAGCAGUUGAUAAAAGAAGACGAGCUAUGAUGCAAGACGCAUCUGUAAACACUGGGUGUGAACAUGAUGUAGCCAGUGAAAUAGAGAAACAUGUCGGGACUUUAAAAAAGAUUUCUCUAAUUGCAGAGGAAUUUAAUCAAAAAACAGCUAAGAGUUUAAAAGAAAUAGUCGACAGUGUUCAAGAAGAUUUGAUGAGAAAAUUGGAAGAAAUAAAUUCACAACAGCUACCUAGUACAAGCAAAAAUGAACAACCCAACAAGGACUAAGAAUUUCCAGUAAAGACUCUACUUCUUCUAAGCCAUUAAGGAGGAUAACAAAAUUAAAAGAAAACAAUUUUGACAUUGAUGUCAAAAUGUUUCAUUCAA
This is a messenger RNA of Manduca sexta (tobacco hornworm), 910 nucleotides long. RefSeq lists its product as uncharacterized. NCBI's taxonomy places the organism in Eukaryota, Metazoa, Arthropoda, Insecta, Lepidoptera, Sphingidae. The coding region runs from base 116 to 811 and encodes 231 amino acids. The record is from RefSeq and is a predicted model, not a curated record. The transcript is spliced from 6 exons.